AUGAUAGUGAUAGCUAAACACAGCAAGGGCAAGCUGGGCAGUGAACAAAACAAUGAGAAAUUUUCUCUCCAAGCAAAGGAGAAAGACAUGAGUUAUUUACAAGAAGGUUCUGGAAAUGAGAACCUUUAUGAUGAAUUUCAUCUGGACAGUUUUUUAGCUCCACUACUCCAGGAUGAUGAUGGAAAUAUGCAGAUAAUGAAUGCCUACGGGGACCCUCAAAUACUAUGCAACUCUUAUACCUUUAGAGUCAACGAAGAUUAUGACACAACUUACUCAGCAUGCCAAAAGACAAUUCUUUCUGAUGAAGAAAUAAACAGAAACAUACUGGGUGAAGCCUUGGAGAGCUGGUUCAAGAUCACGAUUCCAAAUGGAAGAAAGUACAAGAUGUGGUUAAUAAAUUUACUCCAGAGUUAUUGCAGUGUGGGCUUCACACCAGUUGAUUUCCAGUACAUCAGAAACAGUAUACAAUUCUUUGUUCAAAGUGCCAAAACUGCUGUUGAAUUGAUGAAUAUAAACUACCAGAUAAGUGACGAGGAGAACAAAAAGAUUUCUAUCUUUGUGAAUACAUCUAGUGAACCUGCAUCUGUGUUUUAUAAGUUAACACCAGAACAAAUGCACAGCCUAAAGCUGAGCAUGAAGAAACGAUAUGAUGUCUCCAGGAAAGCUCUGUACCUCGGAAAGCUUCGCUUUGACCAAGACUUGUUAGACAGUGGAAUGGACAUAUUUUUGAACAGAAAAAGCUGCAUGACUGCCACCCUUCAAAUCAUCCAAGAGGAUUUCCCUGAGCUAUUGUCCUUGAACGUGAGCAACAACAAAAUAUACUGGCUAGAUGGCAUGUCUGAAUUAAUAGAGAAGGCCCCUCACAUAAAGACUCUCAACCUUUCAAGAAAUUUGCUAAGAACAGCAUGGGAGCUGGAGAAGAUGAAAGGGCUGAAGCUAGAACAGCUAUGGCUAGAAGGGAAUCCCUUGUGCAGCACUUUCCGAGACUAUUCUUCCUAUGUAAGUGCAAUUCUGAACUAUUUUCCGGAGUUGUCAUACUUAGAUGGCAUGAAAUUAUUCCCAACAAUUGACAUUAACACCUUGGAAAUAAUAAAACCACGCAAGGAAAGCUAUAAAGGAUCUGAGAGUCUGAAGAAUCUGCUCGUGCAAUUUAUGCUUCAGUACUACUUGAUCUAUGACUAUGGUGAUCGUCACAGUCUCCUUAGCGCUUACCAUGCAGAUGCCUGCUUCUCCCUGACCAUAACUUUCAACUCUGAAAAGGAAGACCUGAGCAACUUAGAAGACUACGUCAAAGAUAACAGGAAUAUGAUGAGGCUGAAGAACUCCCUUCUGCGGCUACAGCUGCUGAAGCACAAGAAAUGUAACAUCCUGACCUGCCUCCAUGAACUGCCAAAAACACAACAUGAUUUAAAUUCCUAUGUAAUAGACCUCUGUGUCCAGACAGAAUUCUACAAAAUCACUAUCAGGAAUUAUGAAAUCAUCAAUUCAUCUUUACAGCAUCACUACAUGAGAGUUCAUCUUCAUGUUGAUCUGCAGGAAAUUUGCCCAGUAGGGCAUUUUGAAGACACGUGGAAAUGCAACAGAGAUGAUGAAGCCCUCUUUACAUUCCAGUUCGGCAUCAGAACCCAAGUGUCGCAGUAUGCGCCACGCGCAGCACUCUCAACUGGCAAUCUUAUCACUCCACUUCCCUAA
Messenger RNA from Grammomys surdaster, 1692 nucleotides. RefSeq names its product nuclear RNA export factor 5-like. Gene Ontology annotation, cellular component: cytoplasm; nucleus. The coding region runs from base 1 to 1692 and encodes 563 amino acids. Gene Ontology annotation, molecular function: RNA binding. The record is from RefSeq and is a predicted model, not a curated record. Gene Ontology annotation, biological process: poly(A)+ mRNA export from nucleus. The transcript has 19 exons. Lineage: Eukaryota; Metazoa; Chordata; Mammalia; Rodentia; Muridae.